This is a messenger RNA of Astyanax mexicanus (Mexican tetra), 2344 nucleotides long. It is a transcript of the gene slc28a1, whose product is annotated as solute carrier family 28 member 1. Gene Ontology annotation, biological process: nucleoside transmembrane transport. Gene Ontology annotation, molecular function: nucleoside:sodium symporter activity. The record is from RefSeq and is a predicted model, not a curated record. Gene Ontology annotation, cellular component: membrane. The coding region runs from base 203 to 2149 and encodes 648 amino acids. NCBI's taxonomy places the organism in Eukaryota, Metazoa, Chordata, Actinopteri, Characiformes, Acestrorhamphidae. The transcript has 18 exons.
CUUAUGGUGGUGAGUCGCAUCAACUCAAGUCAUUGGAAUAAUCUGCGUGACAGUAAAAUUUAAGAUUGCGAUAGUGUGGAAAUUACUGAAAAUGACCUUAUGACCAUGUGGUUAAUUAAUAAUAAGAGACAACAAGGAAGGUUGGGUAUAUUCUUUAGUGUUAUCACUCAGCACUUGUCACUCAGACCAAAGGAGCAGCAGAAUGACGGACACUGAUGGGAUUCAGUUAAAAGGUGUCUCCAGCAUAAAUGGACAUGGAGUGGACAAUCCAGCAUUUCAAGCAGAGGAUGAGAAACCGUCAGAUCAACAGAAUGAGCUUCAAGAGGAGGAAACAAAGAAAUCCAAGUCCUUUGUAAAUAAAUUAUUCACGCCUCUCACGGCCACUGAAAAGUUCCUGAAGACCCACUCUAAAAUCAUCAAGUACAUUGCCCUGGGAAUACUUUCAGCAGGCUAUGUGGCGUACUUCAUUGCUGCCUGCUGGCUGAACUUCCAGAGAGCUGUUGCUCUAGUUGUUCUCACCAGUGUGGCAGUGUUCUUCACUGUGUACGAUCUUGUGAAGAAGUACAAGGGUGACAGUAUAAAGCGGUGCUUCAAGCCUGCUGUGAGAUGCUUUAAUGCCAACAUCAGGUGGAUCAAAUGGGUGUUUAUAGUGAUAGUGCUCGGACUGCUGGUGGCAUGGCUGGUAGUAGACACAAGCAAGCGCCCGGAGCAGCUCAUCUCCUUUGGUGGCGUGUGUCUCUUCAUUUUGGGCUUGUUCUUAUUUUCUGCACACAGAAGUGCGGUGCGCUGGAGGACCCUCUUCUGGGGUCUUGGUCUUCAGUUUGUCAUCGGUCUGUUUGUUAUACGGACAACACCAGGAUAUGUAGCUUUCAACUGGCUUGGAGAUCAAGUUCAGACGUUUUUAAACUACACCCAAGCUGGCUCGGCUUUUGUUUUUGGUCAACUGGUUGAAGCAGGAAUUUUUGCAUUUCAGGCUUUGCCUAUAGUGAUUUUUUUCAGCAGUGUUAUGUCUGUCCUGUACUACCUUGGAGUGAUGCAGUGGGUAAUCCUUAAGAUCUCCUGGAUUAUGCAGAUCACAAUGGGAACCUCUCCUACAGAGUCACUGAGUGUUGCAGGGAAUAUAUUUGUUGGACAGACUGAAGCUCCACUGCUGAUUCGCCCAUAUCUGAAAGACAUGACCAAGUCUGAGAUCCAUGCGGUCAUAGUUGGAGGUUUUGCCACUAUUGCUGGCAGUGUGAUGGGAGCUUUCAUUUCAUUUGGGAUUGAUGCUUCGUCUUUGAUCUCUGCCUCUGUGAUGGCUGCCCCUUGUGCCUUAGCUGUGGCCAAACUCUCGUAUCCUGAGACUGAGGAGAGCAAGUUUAAAUCCAAAGCUAAUAUCAAAGUGGACGGCGGGGGUGAACAGAAUAUUUUAGAGGCUGCAAGUGCAGGAGCAUCUGCGUCGAUAGGUCUUGUGGCUAACAUAGCUGCCAACCUGAUUGCGUUUCUUGCAAUUUUGGAUUUCAUUAACGCUGCUUUGAAAUGGCUGGGAGGAAUGGUGGGCUACCCAGAUAUCACUUUUGAGAUCAUCUGCUCAUACGUGUUCAUGCCUGUGGCCUUUAUGAUGGGUAUACCAGUGGAAGAGUCCUUCACAGUGGCUGAACUCAUCGGGACAAAGCUCUUCCUCAACGAGUUUAUAGCUUAUGAGAAGCUGUCCAAGCUGAAAAAUAACCGACUAAACGGCAUCACAGAAGUCGGGCAGUACAUCUCAGUCAGAUCAGAAAUCAUAAGCACCUAUGCUUUGUGUGGUUUUGCCAACUUCAGUUCUCUUGGAAUUGUCAUUGGAGGCCUGUCCUCCAUUUGUCCCUCAAGAAAAAGUGACAUCUCUGCUUUAGUGCUGAGAGCCUUGUUCACAGGCACAUGUGUUUCACUGAUUAACGCGUGUGUUGCUGGUCUUCUUUUCGUUCCUCCCCUGGACUGUAUAGCAGUGUUUAAAGGGACUGUCUUUAAUGCCACUGAUUCUAGUAUCCAAACCUGCUGCUAUGAUCUCUUUGACAGUGCUGUGAGAAAUGGAACACUGGUUUCUUUUGAGGGAUCGUGGAACGUGGUGACAAAUGCGACUGUUUACUUCACUGAUUGUUGUCAACUUUUUAAUGAAACCAUAUGCACUUGAGACCAUUCGAAAGCAAACUUGUACACAAUGUACACAGCUCAUUUUAAACACUGUAAAGAAAUGAUUGUCAUAUGUUAUAAUGUAUUUGCGUCACACAACUCAUUUUUUUUAAUAUGUGGAUCACCAUAAAACAAUGUUGAUAUUUUCUGCUGUAUUAUAUAUUGUAAAUAAUAAAGAGGGAAAUCUAAGACAAUA